This is a messenger RNA of Lathyrus oleraceus (garden pea), 1105 nucleotides long. Its product is annotated as protein FANTASTIC FOUR 4-like. The transcript has 2 exons. The record is from RefSeq and is a predicted model, not a curated record. Bases 149 to 1105 code for a protein of 318 amino acids. Lineage: Eukaryota; Viridiplantae; Streptophyta; Magnoliopsida; Fabales; Fabaceae.
UAACAAACAUAGUGGAAAUCAACAAAUGGAAUCUUGAGACAGGUGAAGCAGCUUUUUGGCAGCUUAUAAAUACUCUUCAUUUCUACCACUUCACUACCAUCCACCAUUCCUCAGUUUUUCUUCCUCUUUUGCAACUCUAUCACUUUCAAUGACAAAAACCGUUUCCUCCCAAGAACUCUCAAACUUGGAUAUAUGGAGUUCAAUUUUGGAACAAAAUAACAAAGAUGAAGCUUCACAAUCAAACACCACUCCAUAUAUUCACCCACUUGUGAAAAAAACAAAAAGUUAUUUAAGUGAAAAGAGUCUUGAAAUUUGCACCGAGAGCCUUGGAUCAGAAACCGGUUCAGAUGGUUUCUCUUCUUCUUACACAUCAUCAUCAUCUGAGGAUGAUGAAAAAUUGAAAGAAACAGCGAACAUGGUGAAGAAGCCUCGCUGUUUUCCUCCUCCACUUUCUUCACUCACUACUCAAACUCAACAACUUCAUAUGAGGCCCCACCGCGACAAUGGAAGAUUGUUUUUGUUCCUACAAGUUGCGUCGGUUCCUUCACGCAACAGCUUCGCCGCUACGCGACAGAACGGUCGCCUUAUCCUCACGUUUGCUAAUCAUGAUGAUGAAGAAAUCCAUGAUGAAAAUGAGACUGUGACAGAGCAACCGUGUGCUCUUAGUUUAGAAUUAGCGGUUAAUAAGGCAAUUGGGCUAGUUAACAAGAAACCAAAAUGGUCAGAAAAACUCAACAAAGUGACCAAUUUUGAGGAUGUUAAAGCUGUACAACAUGGUUCGAAUUCGUUGAUUCUGAUGAAUGGUUAUCAAUAUUGUGAACAUCAAAAUAGUAAUAGAAACAAGGUUGUUGUCUAUGGGAACAUGAACAUAUAUCAAGGGUCAAAUGAAGCAACACAAGAUUCACAUCAGUUGUUUGUUCACAAUAGGAAGCUUUGCAAGGAUUCUAGAACGACAAUGCUUAGUGAAUAUUUUAUUUUCUCUCCUUUAUGUUCCACUCAAUUUUCUUAUUAUAUAGUUGUGGUCAAAAAGGAAGAAGAGACUAAGGAAAUUGGUAAAGUUGGAAAAAGAGGAAGAAGAAGAAGAUGCAGGUGCAUCCUUGACUAG